Molecule: messenger RNA, 2515 nt
Organism: Aplysia californica (California sea hare)
Lineage: Eukaryota; Metazoa; Mollusca; Gastropoda; Aplysiida; Aplysiidae
Exons: 8
Coding region: 531-2351 (606 amino acids)
Source: RefSeq, a predicted model, not a curated record
UUCUCCUGACUCACCGUUUUCACUAGCCAGCUCGUCGUAGCCUUAGCCAAGCCUAGUUCAGGAUAUAAUUUGUUCUGCUUAGCGACGCAAGCGAAUAAUGUGUGUGUGUGAGGGUGUGUAGAGGACCUAUUGUGUAGGUUUGUUAGACUAUGCUAUUCACUGAGCGUGUGGGCCGGUUGCUGAUUUCAAGAACGUUAAUUUGUAUUUUCGUCGAUUCUGAAACUUAAAAAAUCUAGAUUUUUUAGAUUUAAUAAGUCUAGAUUCUAGACCUACAUCUAGAUCUAGAUCUAGAUAUCUAGAAUCUAAUCUAGAUCUAGAUCUAGGUCAAGAAUCAAGUUGUGCUUACAUUCUUCUCCUUGGAGUAACUAUUUUUCCAUCCUGUGUUUAUCGGUGUGUUAAGUCGGGACCUGUGUUCCCUUACGCGGUCUUUGUUCCUGAAUACAACACACAAGGCACAGUGCAACGAACCCUGUCAGGAUUCCUCGUGAAAAAGUUUCGCUGGGUGCCUCCGAAGGUAAACAAGGCACACCAUGGAAAACAACAUCAACGUCAUCCCCGCUUUUGGUCAGAAUAAUCUCAGCAUAGACGAACAUUCAGAGCUAGUCGCAAGUAGACUACCGCUUCUUAAGCGAUACCUUGACGUGCAGAGCCUCAUAUACUCCACUAAACAGUUCGAAUCCUACGGUGUUGACGGACUGAAAAUUCUGAAAACAGCGACCGACAAAAGCAGUGAACAGGCAGCUGAAGAGUUUCUGAGAAAGCUGUGUGCCUCGCAAGAGAAGACUUGGUAUGGCGUUUUCAGACAGACACUGAGAGAAACAAAGCAAGACCUUGUGCUUGAGAUCCUAGACAAUGAGAACUCAAGUGUCAUUGAUGGUCAUGAGCAAUGGUCAGAGAAGCUUGGCGUGUUUCGAGAGCAUUGUCUCUCGAGGCUGGAAACAAAGCGGUUCAGCCAAAUCCUGCUGGAGAAGGGGUUGCUAAGAGACUACCAUGUGCAACAGAUCACUGCGGAGUUUUCUCGCGCGGGACGCUCCUCUGCAGCCUUCGUCAUGCUUUCCAUAAUUCAGAGGAGAAAGAACUGGUACCCUACGUUCCUUCGAGCGUUGUACGACGAGGGUCAAAGAGAACUGGUCAAACUGAUUGACGAAGAUAAGUUUGAAAAACUUGAGGCUCAAGCUCUAUACCUCCACUCAAUGCCAGAGGUAGACCGAAACUGCGACGAAAGGAGAGCCGAUACAUUGGACGAUUACCAGGAGGCGUAUCGUAGUCAGGAUUGUCUGGAUGCUCCUGAUAAUGUCUGGAGGCAGAACUUGCAGUCAACUGUGACAACCGUGCCUGUCAAAGAGUCCGAGCAGAAUUUGACUAAACUGGAAAACCUCAAUGACUUGGUUGAUCCUAAACCCCUUGCAUACUUGGAGGAAAAGAAAGAAAAUACAGUUUCAACAGAACGACCAAAUAGCAAUAUUACUGGGAAUAUUCAGGCUCCUUACGUUUGUCAUUGCAGUAAAGAAUUGAAAACACAAAGGGAUUUGAAGCUUCAUAUGAAGGCAUUUGGCUGUGGUGAAUUCUCUUCUGAACAUGACAGUCACACGGCAGGCACUGCUAGAGCUAAGGGCGGUAUUAAAGUUGUUCCUGCUGUUCCAAGCGAUAGAGACCGCCAAAAACCAGUGGAGAUCAAACGAACAAGGCCAGCACGAGUGAGGUUCCAAGAGGUCCCUUCAGAUCGCGGUAAGGUUAAAGACGAAGUCGUAGCCCCUCGUCAGAGCUCCCGCAAAGAAAAUACUUCUCAGUCAGCAGCUGAUGCUAGAACCAGACGCUGGGUAGCUCCUGGGCCUCCUAAGAGCUCCAGUAUCGAAAACACGCCACCCACUGGCGCUAAAAGCAUGCCGCCCGAGGAGAGACGUGGAUCUGGUUCUCGGCCUGCUCAAAGAAGUGAUAGCCACAAGGAACAUGUCAACGAAUCUCUUCAUGUUAAUAAAUCUAAUUCUCAUCAGAUACGACCUUCACCUCGAGCUCACAGCUCUUUGUCCUCUUGUCCUCCCAACCACGCUGCACCAGUAGCCUCUUCCCCAAGGGGCUGCAGAAGGAAGGAAUGGUCACCUCCACUGCCUGGGGCCCUUGAUCUUUCACGAUAUAUAUGUGUGUGUGGAAAACUGAUAAGAAGCUUUGAGGACUACGAAUCCCAUGGCAAAUGUCGAAAAGGGAAUGGUGUGCCCCCGAAGAGCCCUGGGACUACCAAGAGUUCAGCAUCUCAAAGUGAAAGUUUCAAGUGCGUCUGUGGUAGAGCGUUUGCUACAGUAAGAGAUUUACACGUGCACAUGACAAAGAAAAAGUGUAGUAGGCCUAGUUGAUGCAUUCGCUUCGUGCCAAGACAUGUAAAGACGACUGUAACAGGGAAAUCUGCUAACGGAUGAAAAAACCCACCUACAUUCUGAUCAUUGAUGUACACUAUAGUACUAGAUACAGUACGCCCCUCUCUCACCUUGCUGCGCGAUGGCCACAUUUGACAGCGGUG